AUGAAGGCUCCGGGUCGGCUCCUGCUCAUCGUCCUCUGCUCUGCGGGCUUCUCGGCUGUCUACAUCCUGCUGUGCUGCUGGGCCUGCCUGCCCUUCUGCCCGGCCGCCUGCCUGGACCCCCACCUCUCUAUCAGCUCCAGGCCCACCGUGCCGGGGCCUCUGCACUUCAGUGGCUACAGCAGUGUGCCAGAUGGGAAGCCGCUGGUCCGAGAGCCGUGCCGCAGCUGCGCCGUGGUGUCCAGCUCAGGCCAGAUGCUGGGCUCGGGCCUGGGCGCCGAGAUCGACGGUGCUGAAUGUGUCCUGCGCAUGAACCAGGCGCCCACCUUGGGCUUCGAGGCAGACGUGGGCCAGCGGAGCACCCUGCGGGUCAUCUCCCACACGAGCGUGCCUCUGCUGCUGCGAAACUACUCCCACUACUUCCAGCAGGCCCGCGACACGCUCUAUGUGGUGUGGGGCCAGGGGAAGCACAUGGACCGGGCGCUGGGCGGCCGCACCUACCGUGCGCUGCUGCAGCUCACCAGGAUGUACCCUGGCCUGCAGGUGUACACGUUCACCGAGCGAAUGAUGGCCUACUGCGACCAGGUCUUCCAGGACGAGACGGGCAAGAACCGGAGGCAGUCCGGGUCCUUCCUCAGUACCGGCUGGUUCACCAUGAUCCUCGCCCUGGAGCUGUGUGAGGAGAUCGUGGUCUACGGGAUGGUCAGCGACAGCUACUGCAGGGAGGAGCAUCACCCCUCGGUGCCUUACCACUACUUUGAGAAGGGCCGGCUGGAUGAGUGUCAAAUGUACCUGGCGCAUGAGCGGGCGCCCCGCAGCGCCCACCGCUUCAUCACCGAGAAGGCUGUGUUCUCUCGCUGGGCCAAGAAGAGGCCCAUCGUCUUCGCCCAUCCAUCCUGGAGGAUGCAGUGGCCCCAUCGCCACAGCGCCAUCACCAGGCCUCUGUUGCAGCCACACUCCGCCAAAAACACUUAA
Molecule: messenger RNA, 972 nt
Organism: Rangifer tarandus platyrhynchus (Svalbard reindeer)
Lineage: Eukaryota; Metazoa; Chordata; Mammalia; Artiodactyla; Cervidae
Source: the annotation of a GenBank genome assembly